AUGAAAGUUUCUUUAGAUCUGGAGAAUACCGAAGCGGAUGAGACGUUGUAUACCAUACCAAAAAACAUUCGUGGCAAUACAGCACACGAGGUAUUUGGCUAUAUUGCAGACACACUGAAAGAUUUUCUACAAGAUCGAAAUUUGGAGAACGAGUCAUAUCAGAUGGCAUUCGCUUUUAAUUUUCCCGUGGAAAUGACAAGUCUCACCAGUGCAAUUUCACUUACGUUCACGAAAGAAUUUUCUCUGCCUUCGGUGAUCGGAAAGGAAGUGGGUGGAUUCUUACAGAAUGCCAUUGACAAAUUGGGAUUAAAAAUUCGAAUUUGUUGUAUUUUGAAUGAUACGGUCGCUGCACUGGCAGCAGGUGUAUCUCGUGAUCCAGACUGUUGUCUUGGCAUGAUCGUGAGCGUUCAAGAAAUCACAAUGCUAAUCGAUGCGAACAACGUGAAUAGUUGGUCAUAUCAGCUUUGUCUUGGUAAUUAA
Messenger RNA from Echinostoma caproni, 480 nucleotides. NCBI's taxonomy places the organism in Eukaryota, Metazoa, Platyhelminthes, Trematoda, Plagiorchiida, Echinostomatidae. The record is from the annotation of a GenBank genome assembly.